ACUCUAUGACAUUUAUUUCCAUAUACUACUUUUAUUCUCUAUUUCUUUAAUUAAACAUAUAAUUCCAAAAAGUAAGUAAAUAUCUCUCACUACACAUUUAUCCGACUAAAAAUAUCUGACUGAAGGAAAUCUCCCGAUUCUUUAUUUACGAAAGAACACUGAUGUAAGAAAAUUAGAAGUUUUCGAAUUUACAUUGUAUAUGUUUAGAAAACAUUUGCAAUGUAAAUGAGAAAAGUUCUGAUUCUCCGUGCCCGUGACGGCAGGAAGAUCGUACAGUGAAGACACAAAUCUUUGUAGCAAGAUUCAAAAAUGUAUUCUGAAGUAUCGCUUUAAAAAACGAUCGAUUUUAUAUUCAUACGUUCUCUUGAAUUCUGACACUUCUCGCGAACAGCUACGGCGCCUGAUGGAACACGUAGAAAAGGAUUGGAAUAUGCUUAAAAAUAAAAGGGAACUAGAUAUCAUAGAAAGAUAUACUUAUAUUGGAAGUAUGUGCAGCUUAGGGUUCACAAUACUCGGUGUCGUAUCAAUAAUAGUAUGCAUUUUCUUGCCGUUUACACCGAUUAUUCUCGAUAUCAUAGCGCCGUUGAACGCCUCACGUCCACUACAACUUCUGUUCCCGGGGGAGUACUUUAUCGAUCAGAAAAAGUACUUUUACGCAAUCUCGUUGCACUUAGCCCUUACUUUGAUUUUAGUAGUGACUACUCUAUUGGGCACCGAAACGCUGUAUGUAACACAUGUACAACAUGCUUGCGGAUUGUUUCAAGUCGCCAGGUAAAAAAGACAAAGGUGCUGAGCUGUAAAU
Odontomachus brunneus is the source of this 802-nucleotide messenger RNA. RefSeq lists its product as uncharacterized. The coding region runs from base 404 to 775 and encodes 123 amino acids. The transcript is spliced from 2 exons. The record is from RefSeq and is a predicted model, not a curated record. NCBI's taxonomy places the organism in Eukaryota, Metazoa, Arthropoda, Insecta, Hymenoptera, Formicidae.